AUGGUGACGACGACGACGGCCGAGAAGAAGCGCCAUGUGCGCGCGCUGGCCGCGGCCGGCAGCUGGUCGACGAUCGAGGCAACGUAUGGACGCAAGAUGGUCCAGCGGGCGAUGGAGUAUGCUGUCAAGAAGCGACCGACCAAGUCUCCCAUGGCAAAGCAUGGACCGAGUCCCCAAAGAACUCGUCCCGCGACGAUCCCGACGCGAGAGAUGCUCAUUCAGCAAGAGAUGGAAGCGUGUGCGGCGCUCUUUGGGGACUUUGAAGAAGACGACGUACAAGCGCUCCCCAACUUUCAGCUGCUCCCGAUGGCAGUGGCCCCCGUGGUGAUUCCCCCAACGCCACCACCGACGACCAAAGCCAAGCAGAAGCAACGCUCCAUGGUGGCGUUCUUUGCCACCGAACUCGCCCCAGCACGAGCAACACCUUUUUCGCGCCGGUCGUAUGAGCUUUCAGCGCCUCUCGCGUCGCAACCCAUGGCGCCGGCGACGAUCGCACAGCAAGGUCCGGGUCCAGCGCCAAAUCAUGAUAUUCUGCGCGACAUCAAAGCUCGCUGGCUCGAGGCCAAACUCAACGCAAAGCUCUUCGACGACAUUGCCUGCGUCGUGGCAUACCGGUAG
This is a messenger RNA of Saprolegnia parasitica CBS 223.65, 618 nucleotides long. RefSeq lists its product as hypothetical. The transcript has 6 exons. NCBI's taxonomy places the organism in Eukaryota, Oomycota, Saprolegniomycetes, Saprolegniales, Saprolegniaceae. The record is from RefSeq and is a predicted model, not a curated record. Bases 1 to 618 code for a protein of 205 amino acids.